Molecule: messenger RNA, 1170 nt
Organism: Phycomyces blakesleeanus NRRL 1555(-)
Lineage: Eukaryota; Fungi; Mucoromycota; Mucoromycetes; Mucorales; Phycomycetaceae
Exons: 1
Coding region: 1-1146 (381 amino acids)
Biological process (GO): SCF-dependent proteasomal ubiquitin-dependent protein catabolic process
Cellular component (GO): SCF ubiquitin ligase complex
Source: RefSeq, a predicted model, not a curated record
AUGCAGUCCAUUCCAACUCAUCUAGCUCUUUGCCUGCCAGAAAUCGUAUCACAUGUCAUAUCCUUUCUUGACGACCACCAGUCGGAAACUACUUCAAAAUACGCUGGAAGACUAGCCAGUAUGUCUGUCAACCGACUAUGGCACGACUGUACAAUGCGCGCUGUUUGGCGCAAGGUUGAGUUUGACGAUACCAAAGAGGAAGUUAUGGCCCUGCAAAAAUUUGCGUCUGUGUUUAGCAACGAAUACACAGAACAGGACAUAUUCGAUUCUUCCGAUCCUACUACGCAUGACAAAACAAAAGACAGACCAAGGGAAACAGCCCAAAUCAACCAAAUAAUCAAUACCAGCCAUGUCAUCCAUAUUGAUGACCAUGUCUUGAACGACUUAUCCCCCAUCUCUCAUGUACCAAUGUAUCGGACCACUCUUCAAAGUCUGUCCCUGCGCAAGAUCAAAUACAAGACAAUUGAUGUACCACUUGAAAAAAUUGCCCGUCAUGCAACCCAACUCAGCCAUCUGGAUGUCUACAUUUGUGAUUAUUUCACAAACACCGCUCUCUCUGCAUUUCUCUGUCACAGACGACUCACAUAUUUGUCUCUUGCGGGGUGUUACCGGAUUACAGACGAGGCUAUUCUCAAGGUAGCAGAGACCUGUCCUCUUCUGGAACAUCUCGACAUGCGAGCAUGUGGCCUGAUUUCAGAUGUCUCCGUGUCUGCCAUUGCACUUUCUUGUCCUGGCCUUCGACAUUUGAAUGUAGGGCGGAUUCGAGAGCGUCAUCGAAUCACACACAAGUCGAUCAGUUUGAUAGCACGGCACACUCGGGCUGUAGUACUUGGCUUGGCUGGAUGUGAUAUUGACGACGACUGCAUGUUGUUACUUGCCCAGCUCAGAGGCUCUUUACUUGAGCGAGUGUCGGUAAAUAACUGUCCUCGAUUGACUAAUGCGACACUGCACGCAUAUGUACAAUACUGCCCGUCUCUGUCAGUUUUUGAAAUGAAGGAAUGUCACCAGGUUGAUGAUUGGGAGGCAGUAGCCAAGCUUGUUCAGCGCAAAGUACUUUUGACUUUAUGUGAUCAACAAAAUAUGGCCUGCACUGCUUGGGCACGGAGGAGAGGACAUGCCCUGGAAGUCAAGGCACCGAUGAAAUGAUUAUUUUUUUAUUUUAUUUUUUAG